CAGACUAACGCUGGUGCUUUCGUGCGCAAUGGAAUUCGAAUCGUUCCCACACGACACCCAGUAUUGCUCAAUUCUAAUUGAGAGUCUGUCACACACGACAGCAGACAUGGUUUUCCAGUGGAACGACACGGAUCCACUGGUGAUCAAUCCGUCCAUUGAGUUGCCACAGCUGGACAUUGCAAAGAAUACUACCGAGGACUGCACAAUAACGUAUUCAACAGGGAAUUUCACGUGCAUCUCGGUCAACUUCAGCCUGAAACGUCGCCUAGGCUACCAUUUGUUCCACACCUACAUCCCAUCCGCCAUGAUCGUCGUCAUGUCCUGGAUUUCCUUCUGGAUCAAACCGGAAGCCAUUCCGGCGAGAGUCACGCUGGGAGUGACAUCUCUUCUAACCUUGGGUCAGUGA
Molecule: messenger RNA, 406 nt
Organism: Notodromas monacha
Lineage: Eukaryota; Metazoa; Arthropoda; Ostracoda; Podocopida; Cyprididae
Source: the annotation of a GenBank genome assembly